Wallemia ichthyophaga EXF-994 is the source of this 747-nucleotide messenger RNA. RefSeq names its product U2 small nuclear ribonucleoprotein A. Bases 1 to 747 code for a protein of 248 amino acids. The record is from RefSeq and is a predicted model, not a curated record. Gene Ontology annotation, cellular component: U2 snRNP. The transcript has 2 exons. NCBI's taxonomy places the organism in Eukaryota, Fungi, Basidiomycota, Wallemiomycetes, Wallemiales, Wallemiaceae. Gene Ontology annotation, biological process: mRNA splicing, via spliceosome. Gene Ontology annotation, molecular function: protein binding; U2 snRNA binding.
AUGGUUCAAAUCACUUCAGAAUUACUAGCGAGCACACCAAUCAGGAUAAGUCCAAUCGAACCCUCGCAUGAACUGAACCUCAGUGGACUGAAAAUACCUUCAAUUGAGAAUCUCGGUGCAACCAAGGACCAGCUGUCGACGAUUCUGCUAUCUCACAAUCUCAUCCACUCCAUCCCCCUCCUCCCACGCCUCCUCAAUCUCAACUCGCUCAUCCUUUCCCAUAACCUGAUUCAGUCGAUAUCCCCGAGCAUCUCCAAAUCCACUCCCAGGCUAUCCUCGCUCAUCGCUGACCACAACCGACUCCAACUUGGCGAGCUCAACUCGCUCGCAAACCACCCCGGCCUCACCUUCCUCGACCUCCGCUUCAACCCGGCAACUGAAUCCCCCAGGUACAGGCUCUGGCUCGUGUACAUCCUCCCCAAACUACGCGUAUUGGACUACGAGAGAGUGUCUGAUAAAGAGCGCAGUCUCGCUAAAGACACGUUCGAAACGGACGAUGGCAGACCCACAGCCGCUGCUCUUGAAAUUACAUCCUUAAAAUCAGCUUCCGAUGACCACACACAGCAUGAUAACACCUUUAUCCCAGGUGGUCAGCAGCACCAGCACCAACACGAGCACAAGGGUAGACUACUCACCCCUCAAGACAGAGAAAACAUCCGCAAGUCAAUCAUCGAGGCUUCUUCGGCCGAUGAAGUUGCGCGCCUUGAACGCAUGCUUCGCGAUGGCUUCAUACCUGGCCAGCAGUAG